AUGGCCAAAUUCGUGAUCGCGGGUAAAGCUGAUUGUCCAUAUUAUGCCAAAGCAGAACUUCUAGCAGACUAUUUACAAAAGAAUCUUCCUGAUUUUCAUAUUUAUAAAAUUACACAGCAUCCUGAUAUUUGGGAGGAGUGGUUGAAAGAUGUGUGUGAAAAGAAUAAGUGGAGUCACAGGUCAUCACCCAUCAUCUGGAGAGAGCUGUUGGACCGUGGUGGAAAGGGCCUACUGCUGGGAGGAUACAAUGAAUUCCUGGAGCAUGCCCAGCUUUACUACGGUGUCACCUCUAGCAUGUCAACUCAGCUUAUGAUGGUGAUUGCCAAGGAAAACCUGAAGGCUCAUAUCGAAAAAGAGGUGGAAGGAGAAUCCCAACAAGAUCUUGUCAGUCCCUUACAGGUCUGGAUCACCAGUGCCACUGCUCCUGCUUGCUACCACCUCAUUCCCAUACUGACAAGUGGCGAAGUGUUUGGGAUGCAGACAGAAAUUAGCUUGGUACUAUUCAGCAGCAAGCACAUGGAAGAUUCUCUCCAAGCCCUGGUGACUGAAGCCGAGGAUCUAGCGUCACCCCUCCUCCACAAGGUCUCCAUUUGCACGAAGGAAGAGGAGGCCUUCUGCGGGGCCCACGUUAUCAUCAUUCUGGAUGACCCCACAGACCGUGAGAUAUUCUCCUUGGAAGAGUGCCUCCGGAGCAGAGUAUCUCUCUGCCAGCGCUACGGGACCCUGAUGGAAAAAAAUGCUGAUACCUCGGUCAGAGUUAUCAUAGCAGGCAAAACCUUCGUGAAUCUUAAAGCAUUUUUGCUUAUGGAAUUUGCCCCAAAUAUCGCGCGCAAUAUCAUUGCAGUGGCUCUGGGAGUGGAAGGUGAAGCUAAAGCUAUGCUGGCCAGAAAAUUGAAAACAACGCCCUCAUACAUAAAAGAUGUAAUCAUCUGGGGCAAUAUCAGUGGAAAUCACUACAUUGAUCUGAGGAAAGCGAAGGUAUACAACUAUAAAGGUGCCGUUUGUGGACCUCCUGGUUACUCACAGCCCGUUUUAAGCUUGAUUUUUGACAGUGAAUGGGUAAAAAAAGAAUUUGUGGACACUUUGAAAAAUUUGAGUGUCACCGGAAAACACUUUGGAGGCAUUUUAGCUGCACAUAGUAUAGCCACUACACUAAAAUACUGGUAUUAUGGCUCACCACCUGGCGAGAUUGUAUCUUUAGGAAUAUUGAGUGAAGGUCAAUUUGGUAUUCCUCAAGGGAUUGUCUUUUCUAUGCCUGUGAAGUUUGAAAAAGGAACUUGGGUGGUUCUUACAGAUCUCCAAGAUAUUGAGUUAAGCCAACAAAUAAUGGCCAGAAUGACAAGUGAUCUGAUUCAGGAGAAACUUGUUGCACUCGGGGAGCUGGAAGUUUAUCAGCGGUACAAAUCAGAAACUGAUUUACCCAAAGUAUAUGAAAAUUUCACUGUACCCAAAGUAUUUGAAAACCUGAAUGAACAAAAGUUUUCAGAAGAACAUAAAGGGAGUAUGUAUUCUGAGCUAACCACAGAUGAAGAAAAGGAGCUGCAUCUGUCAAAUGUGGAGUUUUUGGACAUGAUUCCUCAAACCACCUCUGAGAAGCUGCAUCAAGAUUCCAGCAACGAUUCAAAAAUUCCAGUCAUUGUCAUGCAGCUGCCUACAGUACUCAGAAUAGCAUGA
Messenger RNA from Ochotona curzoniae (black-lipped pika), 1674 nucleotides. It is a transcript of the gene MDH1B, whose product is annotated as malate dehydrogenase 1B. Gene Ontology annotation, molecular function: L-malate dehydrogenase (NAD+) activity. The transcript is spliced from 13 exons. NCBI's taxonomy places the organism in Eukaryota, Metazoa, Chordata, Mammalia, Lagomorpha, Ochotonidae. The record is from RefSeq and is a predicted model, not a curated record. The coding region runs from base 1 to 1674 and encodes 557 amino acids. Gene Ontology annotation, biological process: tricarboxylic acid cycle; malate metabolic process; oxaloacetate metabolic process.